Molecule: messenger RNA, 4515 nt
Organism: Camellia sinensis
Lineage: Eukaryota; Viridiplantae; Streptophyta; Magnoliopsida; Ericales; Theaceae
Gene: GCN2
Product: protein kinase family protein
Biological process (GO): mitochondrial translation; histidyl-tRNA aminoacylation; protein phosphorylation
Cellular component (GO): cytoplasm; cytosol; nucleus
Molecular function (GO): histidine-tRNA ligase activity; protein binding; RNA binding
Source: RefSeq, a predicted model, not a curated record
AUUUAUUCCAUUUUUGGGUGUUUCAACAAGUCAAAAAUCGGAGAUGAACCUAGAUUUCACGCUUCUUCUUCAAUUAAUCCGUCUACUUCUAGGGUUCAUCAAAAGUCCUGAUUCAUCCGAAUUGUUAGUUUGAUCAAUAAGAGCUUGCUAAUAUAAAGAAUGGGGCACAGUUCGAAGAAGAAGAAGCGAGGCGGUGGUAGUGGGCGGCGGAACAAGGGCAGGGCUCCGUUGAAGGAUCACAGUUUUUACGGCGGCAGCGGUGGCGAUGACAAUAUUCUGUCUGAGGAAAUGACCGCAUUGUGUGCGAUAUUUCAAGAUGAUUGCAAAGUUGUUUCAGACUCACCACCUCUAAUUAACAUCAAGCUCAGGCCAUACUCAAAGGAUGCAGGCUAUGAGGAUUUAGAUGUUUCUGCCCUUCUUUCUGUGAGGUUUUUACCUGGCUAUCCAUACAAGUGCCCUAAGCUGCAGAUAGCUCCGGAGAAAGGUUUGUCAAAAGCUGAUGCUGAUAACCUUCUAUCUUUGCUAAAUUACCAGGCUAAUUCUAAUGCUCGUGAAGGACGUGUUAUGAUUUACAAUUUGGUGGAGGCUGCUCAAGAGUUCUUGUCUGAAAUUGUUCCAGUGGGACGGCAACAUGAAUCUGUUACAUGCCAGGAAACAAAUAAUAGCAGUCGAUUUUCUGUGAAGGAUGCAACAGUUUCAUGUAACAAGACUUGUUCUCCGAGGGGACCUUUUGUUUACGGUUUCAUAGAUCUUUUCAGUGGCUCUGGUGAGUCAUGGCAUUGGGGUCUUGAAAUGGAGGAGAACCAUGGGAUAAAUUCUUCAGUACAUUCCCAUAAACUAGAUCGAUCUAAACAUGGAUACAAGGCGCUAGAGAAGAAAAUUGACCAGAAUGUGAAGCCAUCUGUGAUUCAGGAGACGAAACAAAUUUCUUUACGCGCUUCCUCUGUAAAAUUGGAUACUUUUGAUGAAGAGGGUGAAGAUGAUUGUAAGAACUUAUCUGCUAGUGAUUUGAGUAGAUCGCUAUCAGGGGAAUCGGUUGGAAAUGCUACCAUUGAUGAGGCAAAGGAUUUUUUUGUAAAGCAUUAUGAAGAAACUGAUGAUGGUGAUUCAGAUAGCGAGCCUUCAGAAUCUGUAUCUUCUGGUUCUAUGAUUACUGAUCAGUUAUCUCACACUAAGGAGAGAGAUUUGAUUAUGGCUCACCUCCUUCGCCUUGCUUGCUCUUCCAAGGGACAAAUAGCUGAUGCUUUGCCAGAAAUAACAACUGAGCUAUACAAUAUGGGAAUCAUUUCCAAACGGGUGCAGGAUUUAGCUACUAAACCAUCUUCACUCUUUGACCAAACUUUUGAUCAUGUUUUCAAACGGCAAAUGAUUUCAUCCAAAAUCUCUCUGUUCUGGAAAUUUACUUCUGAUUAUGGAGGCCAGAAUACUUCAUCUAUUCCAACUUCUCGCUAUCUCAACGACUUUGAGGAGCUCCAGUCCCUUGGCCGUGGUGGAUUUGGUCAUGUUGUAUUGUGCAAAAAUAAGCUAGAUGGAAGGCAAUAUGCUGUUAAGAAGAUUCUCUUGAAGGACAAAAGCCCACCGGUGGAUGACCGCAUACUACGAGAGGUUGCCACGCUUUCCCGGUUGCAGCAUCAGCAUGUUGUGCGUUACUAUCAGGCAUGGUAUGAAACAGGAUUUGCUGGUUGCUAUGCUGAUGCCACAUGGGGCUCAAGUGCUCCAUUGAGCUCCAGUUUUAGUGACAAGGCUGCAAGUUCUGCAGAUAAUGAGAAUAAGCUUGAAUCGAAGUACCUUUAUAUUCAAAUGGAAUAUUGCCCAAGGACACUGAGGCAGAAGUUUGAAUCAUAUAAUCAUUUCGAUAAGGACAAUGCAUGGCAUUUGUUUCGCCAAAUUGUAGAAGGCCUGGCAAACAUACAUGGACAGGGAAUCAUCCAUCGUGACUUGACUCCUAAUAAUAUCUUCUUUGAUGCUCGCAAUGAUAUUAAAAUUGGGGAUUUUGGUCUUGCCAAGUUUUUGAAGCGAGAGCAGCUGGACCAGGAUCCAGAUCCUACAGAAACAACUGGAGUGUCUGCGGAUGGUACUGGCCUAGUUGGUACAUAUUUUUAUACUGCACCUGAAAUUGAGCAAGGGUGGCCAAAGAUUGAUGAAAAGGCUGACAUGUACAGCUUAGGGGUUGUUUUCUUUGAGCUUUGGCACCCUUUUGGAACUGCUAUGGAGAGGCAUGUUGUUCUGUCUGAUCUUAAACAGAAGGGAGAACUUCCUGCUGCUUGGGUUGCUGAAUUUCCAGAUCAGGCGUCCUUGUUAAGGCGGCUGAUGUCCCCAAGUCCUUCAGAUCGUCCAUCGGCAACAGAACUACUCCAACAUUCUUUUCCUCCACGAAUGGAAUAUGAGUUGUUAGACAAUAUUUUACGAACAAUGCAUACGUCAGAAGACACUAGUGUUUAUGAUAAAGUUGUGAAUGCUAUAUUUGAUGAGGAAAUGUUAAGCACUAAAGGCCACCUUGAGGAUGUUGGAGGGUUAGGUUUGGCUAGAAAUGAUACAUCAUCAAUCCUUUACACAGAUUUAGACACUGAAGUCCGGGACCAGGUUGCCGAGAUUGCAAUGGAAGUGUUCAGGCAGCAUUGUGCAAAGCAUUUGGAAUUACUACCCAUGAAGUUAUUGGGAAAUUGUCAGCAGCUUAAUAGGAGAGCUGUUAAACUUUUGACCCAUGGGGGAGACAAGAUUGAGCUUUGCCAUGAGCUGCGGUUGCCCUUUGUGAAUUGGGUUAUUGCAAAUCAGAAAUCGUCUUUCAAACGAUAUGAAAUAUCAUAUGUUUAUCGAAGAGCAAUUGGUCAUUCACCACCAAAUCGUUAUCUUCAGGGAGAUUUUGAUAUUAUUGGAGGUGCAUCAGCGUUGACAGAGGCAGAAGUCAUCAAGUCAACGAUGGACAUCAUGAAUCACUUUUUUAAUUCAGAAUCAUGUGACAUACAUCUAAAUCAUGGAGAUUUAUUGGAUGCAAUUUGGAAUUGGAUAGGAAUAAAGGUGGAGCAUAGGCAGAAAGUAGCGGAGCUUCUUUUUCUGUUGGGAUCUUUGCGUCCUCAGUCUUCUGAAAGAAAGUCCAAAUGGGUGCUAAUAAGACGGCAACUUCAACAGGAAAUCAAUCUUGCGGAAGCAGCUGUAAAUAGGUUGCAGACGGUAGGAUUGAGAUUCUGUGGAGUUGCAGAUGAGGCCCUUCCUAGAUUGCGAGGUGCCCUUCUUGCUGACAAACUUGCACACAAGGCACUUGAUGAAUUGUCAGAGCUCUUCAGCUAUUUAAGAGUUUGGAGGAUUGAGAAACAUGUGUUCAUAGAUGCCCUUAUGCCACCAACUGAGAGUUACCACAGAGAUUUGUUUUUUCAGAUAUAUUUAAGGAAGGAGAACAAUCCUGCCUCACUCAUGGAAGGAACAUUGCUUGCUGUUGGUGGUCGGUAUGACUAUCUGCUUCAUCAAAUGUCGGCUUGUGACUAUAAUUCAAAUCUUCCCGGUGCAGUAGGGGUUAGCAUUGCUCUAGAGACAAUAAUUCAGCAUUCUUCUGUAGAUAUCAGACCUUUUAGAUAUGAUGUCAGCAUUAGUGUACUAAUUUGUUCUAGGGGAGGUGGUGGUUUACUGAAAGAGCGCAUGGAACUAGUUGCUGAGCUGUGGGGGGAGAAUAUCAAGGCUGAGUUUGUCCCCAUGCCUGAUCCAAGCCUAACAGAACAGUACGAAUAUGCAAAUGAGCAUGAUAUUAAAUGUCUUGUCAUCAUAACAGACACCGGUGUCUCUCAGAAAGGUUCAGUCAAGGUUCGUCAUCUUGAGCUGAAGAAGGAGAGGGAAGUUGACACAGAAAACCUUGUUAAGUUUCUAUUAGAGGCGAUAGAGACACAAUUUAGAAAUCCAGCGAUUUGGAACUAGGCCAGUUACUUUGAAGCAUUGUUUCUCAGUGCAGGGAAGGCCUUUUGAUUCACUUUGGACCACAUUCCAACCCUUACGCACAUCCCUAGCCUUCGCAAAGCCUUUUCAGUCAACUUUAAACCUGUAUCGGCAUGUACUCUGUUGAUAUUUUGAUAAUCGAUCCAUUGGGUUGACUGAUUAUGGUCCCUUCAAAUGGCUCUCUUUUCCAAGCCUGCAACACUCAAGAUAUGGGCAUGCAUUUUUUAGAUAGGUGAAGAAAAUCGGACAACAAUUUUUUGGGCCUUAAUUUCUGUAUAGUUUUGCCUUUUUACUUCAUACGGUGUAAAUAUGCAUCAGAAUAGUUAAAUCUUCCUGUGGAGUACAAAAAUGGCCAGUACUUUGUCAAUUGGAGGGUUAUUAUUUUUGCUUCCAUUUUAGUACUGUACUUGUAUAUAACAAUUUGUUCGACCAAAAAUGUAAGAAUUUGCAUUUUAAUGUUAGUCGUUUUUGUUGUAAUCAGCAGGGCAUAUGAAGAUUAAGUGGAGAUGGCAAAAUAUUUCAGGAUAAUUUGUUGAGACAAUUCAGACUACUCUUUUAGAUGUUGAAAUAUUACCUUGUAAUUUUUUACCA